Perca flavescens (yellow perch) is the source of this 1926-nucleotide messenger RNA. RefSeq names its product transcriptional adaptor 3 (NGG1 homolog, yeast)-like (gene tada3l). Gene Ontology annotation, molecular function: transcription coactivator activity. Gene Ontology annotation, biological process: regulation of transcription by RNA polymerase II. The transcript is spliced from 9 exons. The coding region runs from base 256 to 1551 and encodes 431 amino acids. NCBI's taxonomy places the organism in Eukaryota, Metazoa, Chordata, Actinopteri, Perciformes, Percidae. The record is from RefSeq and is a predicted model, not a curated record. Gene Ontology annotation, cellular component: SAGA complex.
GCACUAGGCUCAUACAUUCACAAAUACUGAAGUAUGUUUUGAUAGAUGGUUAUAUCUGAAAAUAGUCCUACAUUUUUUGUAAUGUUGUGAAAUUUUAAUUUUGUUCUUAAAUUUGUUAUUUGUGAUCGAAAAUAGGCCAUAAUUUAAUUUGAAUUUAUUUGACACCCCUCUCUAAUCACAAUGGUUUCUUCCAUCAUGGACACCAUUCACUGACGUUUAUUCAGACACUGCCAGGUCUCUGCCACACACCGCAUCAUGAGUGAGUUGAAGGACUGCCCCCCACUGAAAUAUUACGACUUCAAGCCCGUCGAGCAUGUCAAGGUGUGUCCCCGCUACACUGCUGUGCUCGGCCGCUCAGAGGACGAUGGGAUCGGCAUUGAGGAGCUGGACACCCUGCAGCUGGAGCUGGAGACGCUCCUGUCCUCAGCCAGCCGCCGCCUCCGAGCCCUGGAGGAGCAGAGACAGAUCCUAACAGACUGGCAGGACAAGAAGGGAGACAAGCGCUUUCUGAAGCUGGGGAAAGACCCAGACCCAGCUGCCUCUUCUCGCCACAAACCAAAGAAGCAGAAGUUGGAUGGAAAAGGUGGUCACGCGCCUGGUCCAGGUCCUGGCAGACCCAAAUCCAAAAAUCUGCUGCCUAAAGUCCAAGAGUAUGAAUUUACUGACGAUCCACAAGACAUUCCCCGCACUCCUAAAAAUGAUGCUCCCAACAGAUUUUGGGCAUCAGUCGAGCCAUAUUGUGCUGAUAUCACAAAUGAAGAGAUACGGCUGCUAGAAGAGCUUCUGAAACCCCCGGAGGAUGAAGCCGAGUAUUUCAAAAUUCCAGCUCUGGGGAAACACUACUCUCAGCGGUGGGCUCAGGAGGAUCUGCUGGAGGAGCAGAGGGAAGGAGCACGAGCCAACGACAAGAAAAAGAGCCUCAUGGGAGGGCCGCUGUCUGAGCUGGAUGCAAAAGAUGUGGACUCCCUGUUGAAAAAGUCAGAGUCCCAACAUGAAUCUCCAGAAGAUGGAUGUCCCUUUGGUCCUCUCACACAGCGUCUGCUCCAGGCCCUUGUAGAGGAGAACAUUAUAUCCCCCAUGGAGGAUUCUCCUAUACCCGACAUUUCAGGGAAGGAUGCAAAUGAUGGCGCUGGGACUUCUCCUCGAAGCCAAGGAAAAGCUUUUAGUGUUCCUCACACACGCUCGUUGGAGGCUCGGAUCAAAGAGGAGCUGGUGGCUCAGGGGCUGCUGGACUCUGAGGAACGGCCUGGACCAGGAGGAGACUCUGAGGACGAGGUCCUGGCAGAGCUGCAGAAGAGACAAGCCGAGCUCAAAGCCCUGAGUGCUCACAACCGAGCUCGUAAGCAGGAGCUGCUCCGGUUGGCGAAAGAGGAGAUGCGCAAGCAGGAGCUGAGGCAGAGAGUCCGGGUGUCUGACAAUGAGGUCAUGGAGGGAUUUCGGCGAAUCAUGGCAGCCAGGCAGAAGAAGCGCACCCCAACCAAGAAGGAGAAGGACCAGGCCUGGAAAGCUCUGAAGGAGAGGGAAAGCAUCCUCAAGUUACUGGAUGGCUAGAGGAAGAAACCGUUAGUGUCUGGUUUUUAACCAGGAAAAAUGUUGGAAGAAGAAUCUUUUCCCCACGGAUUGACACCGAUUAGAAUUGCUGGGACAGCUGUUCGAUGGUCGGUGAACAGCUGUAUUUAUGAUGAUGUAUGAUACAGUUUACUGCAGGUCUGCGUGAUUUGAGUAGGGACAUUUCUUUAUUAGUUUUUAUGUUAUGUACAGCAGAAUGCUCAUUUGAUCAGUAACUUUUAGGACGCAUCAGGGACUUCUUUUCCUUUUGUUGAGUUGUUGCCAUUGUCAGUUGAAUUUUUAUGUUUUUUUCUUUUUACCAUUGUAAUGUUAUGAAAACAAUACACAUGAAUGUUUGAAUAAAUCAGUACCACCAUU